AUGGAUAAAAGGAACACUACAGAUGUGUCUGACUUCAUCCUGAUGGGUUUGACAGAUUCGGAGGAGAUCAAGCUGGUCCUAUUUGUGCUCUUUCUCCUGAUAUACCUGAUCACCAUGCUGGGGAAUUCCGGCAUGAUACUCAUAAUCCGCCUGGAUCUUCAACUCCACACCCCCAUGUAUUUUUUCCUCAGCCAUCUCUCAUUUCUUGACCUUAGUUACUCAAGCGUUAUCACACCUAAGACCCUAGAGAACUUAGUAACAUCCACCAGGAGCAUGUCUUAUGUGAGUUGUUUCACCCAAAUGUACUUUUUUGUCUUCUUGGGUGCUGCUGAAUGCUUCCUCCUCUCCUCAAUGGCCUAUGACCGCUAUGUGGCUAUCUGCAAUCCUUUGCACUACCCCGUGAUCAUGUCCUCGAAGCGCUGCCACUUCCUCAUCCUCGGGUCCUAUCUGAUUGGCUUUACCGACUCAACAGUCAACACUCUUUGCAUGAGCAGAUUGCAUUUCUGUCACUCCAAUGUCAUCCGUCACUUUUUCUGUGACACUUCCCCUGUUGUAGCUCUGUCCUGUACAGACACACACAACAUGGAAACCGUGAUUUUCAUUUUCGCUGGCUCCACCCUGAUGGUGUCCCUUAUUACAAUCACUUUCUCUUAUGCAUCCAUUCUCUCUACCAUCCUGAAAAUCAGUUCCUCCUCAGGAAGGCGGAAAGCCUUCUCUACCUGUGCCUCCCAUCUCUUGGGAGUCACCAUUUUUUAUGGCACUAUGAUUUUUACAUAUUUAAAACCAACUAAGUCUUACUCUUUAGGAAAGGAUCAGGUAGCUUCCGUGUUUUAUACUAUUGUUAUUCCCAUGCUGAAUCCACUGAUUUACAGUCUUCGGAACAAAGAAGUAAAAAGUGCCGUCCUUAGAGUUAUGCAGAGAGGGAGGGUUCCAGGCAAGUAA
Messenger RNA from Sorex araneus (European shrew), 942 nucleotides. Its product is annotated as olfactory receptor 8H1-like. Gene Ontology annotation, biological process: G protein-coupled receptor signaling pathway; sensory perception of smell. Gene Ontology annotation, molecular function: G protein-coupled receptor activity; olfactory receptor activity; odorant binding. The record is from RefSeq and is a predicted model, not a curated record. Lineage: Eukaryota; Metazoa; Chordata; Mammalia; Eulipotyphla; Soricidae. Bases 1 to 942 code for a protein of 313 amino acids. The transcript has a single exon. Gene Ontology annotation, cellular component: membrane.